AGUAUAAAUAAACACUAAUAUGUCCAAGCAUCUUUUCUCCCAACUUCCCCCCGAACUCCGACUGAUGAUAUGGGAAUACAACUUACUACCACAUUGUAUAGAAGUUCAAACUACACAGGCUGUUAAACCCCAGCUAAGACUACGUAACGAUGAAUUUCACUAUACGUACGUGUGUAGAACCCCUGUCAAUCUGCACGUAUGCAGAGAAUCACGACAGGAGGCAUUGAAACGAUAUAGUCUACGUUUUGGUAUUGGAGGCCUUGUCGAUCCCAUAAGAGAUAUGCUCUAUUUUGGACCAGAUAUGGCAUUUGGAUACCCAAAAGAUUGGUUCAGUAUUUUCAUGUCUCAACUUCACCCGAAAGAUAUGGCUUGUAUCCGCCAUAUCGCCAUCAGCAACUCGAUGCUCACGUGGCACUUCUCGUAUCAUGCGCUGACCUUCCGAUUGGCGCUUCAGGAACUAUUAUAUAUUAUCAAUCAUCAGUUGGUAAACCUGGAACAACUCGUCUUCGUCUGCCACGGCAUUCACUAUGACCACAUAUAUGCCGGAUGUCGUCUCUACGGAUCUGUCCAUAUCAAAGUAGUUGUGAAAGCGGAAUUGCCCCUGAAAAGCCCUCCGGAUAGUCGUUUCCCGCCGACGAUUGAAAAGGUGAUAUCUGACCAAACAUACGAAGAUGUCUUGGCGUGUACGCGUCUCUGUCAUGAACACAACUAACCUAACAACUAACAACUAACAUUAAUACGGCCAAAACAUGUUGAUGCACGAGCAUCACUAUUCAAGACUAUGGUAAUGGUAAUGAAUUAGAGCUAGAUGCACACUGGAUCAUUCAUUCUAAUAGCUGGGAAGAAUAUUAAUUAGAUGCCGAUUUCUUUUUCUCGGAAAGCAGGAAUAUUUAACCUAAAUGGAAUCGACCCUGUUUCGAUAAUCUUAAGAAUAAGCUACGUG
This is a messenger RNA of Daldinia decipiens, 943 nucleotides long. RefSeq lists its product as uncharacterized. The transcript has a single exon. The record is from RefSeq and is a predicted model, not a curated record. Bases 20 to 712 code for a protein of 230 amino acids. Lineage: Eukaryota; Fungi; Ascomycota; Sordariomycetes; Xylariales; Hypoxylaceae.